AUGAGUUCAUCUGAUGCCACUGAUAAAACGAUUAAAGCAGCUGAAAUUGCUGAGGCUAAAAUUACUGGUAAAGAAACUCCAGCAUGUGAUCCUCAUAAAAAAGCCGAUGCUGAAAAUAAAGGUCAACUUACUGGUGAUCAAUCAACAAUUCGUGAAACACCUGUAGCUCCUGUCGGUGCAACACCUGAAACAGCGAAUUAA
Adineta steineri is the source of this 201-nucleotide messenger RNA. The record is from the annotation of a GenBank genome assembly. Lineage: Eukaryota; Metazoa; Rotifera; Eurotatoria; Adinetida; Adinetidae.